CACUGCAUGGGAUCUUUGACAACGGGUGAAAUCAGGGGUUUAUUUAUCCCUGUAGAAGCCUUUUUAACAUUUUAUCGGAAUGUGUGGGAGUGUGGUUUCUUUUACCAAUAUGCGAUCAUGCUUUGAAUCUAUGAGAUAAAUUCCUGUGAUGUUGAUUUCAUCAUCACAGAAGAUAUUUUAGUGUAUUUUAAUUUGGGAAUAGGUUGUGUGUGCUUAUGAAUCAGUGACAAAUUUCAGUGCAGCUUGUCUAAUUUGAAGCUUCAAACAUGCCGUUUGGGCUGAAACCAAAAUGCUUUCAAUGCGAGAAGACAGAUUCUUUUAUGUGGAGAAAAACAGAAGAUGGUUUUAUCUGUAAUGAAUGUGUGGAACAGCAGCGAAACAACAAACUGAGAUCCUGUCGUGACCAGUCUUCAAACAAUAAGACUGCUUCAGACAAUGAUCCUAAGAGUGCAAGGAAAAGUACCCGCACCACAAGAAACUACAAAACAAGACUGAACCCCUUCGCCCUACCCAAACCAUACACACCCAAAGGGAAAGGUCGCAGGAUCAUCUUCAAGAAAACUCCUCAGAAGGCCCCAGGCGCUGUUACGUCUCCCGUCACCAGUAAUUAUGUGUUUCAUAAGGGAAGCUACAUUCAAGUUGGUGACAUUGUUUCCUUACAAGAUAUUGAAGGUGGCAUCUUUUAUGCUCAAAUAAGAGGUCUUCUCACUGAUCAAUAUUGCGAGAAAAGUGCUGUAAUUACGUGGCUGCUUCCAACCACCGCAAGCCCUGAGCCGGAGGAAGGCUUUGAUCCUGCAACUUAUGUUAUAGGACCUGAUGAAGACAUCCCCAGAAAAUUAGAAUGUAUGGAAUUUGUUAUGCAUGCCCCAUCAGACUAUUAUAAAGCCCGUAACACUCCCUAUCCUCCUACAAAUCCUCCAGAGACUAAAAAUUCAUUCAUAUGGAUGAGGCUAAGUGUGAAAGCCCCAAAGCAAGACUGAUUAUGUAUUUAAAAUUUUUGCCUGUACCAUUAACUUAUUUUUAACUUAUUCAAUUUAACUAGUUCAAGUCAAAAUGAAGUUACUUGUAAGCAACAUUGAUUUUUCUUGAGGGUGAUAAAAUAAAAUAAAACUUGUAGGCUU
Molecule: messenger RNA, 1121 nt
Organism: Thrips palmi
Lineage: Eukaryota; Metazoa; Arthropoda; Insecta; Thysanoptera; Thripidae
Product: GATA zinc finger domain-containing protein 1
Exons: 4
Coding region: 267-980 (237 amino acids)
Biological process (GO): regulation of DNA-templated transcription; chromatin organization
Cellular component (GO): nucleus
Molecular function (GO): sequence-specific DNA binding
Source: RefSeq, a predicted model, not a curated record